Molecule: messenger RNA, 885 nt
Organism: Glycine soja
Lineage: Eukaryota; Viridiplantae; Streptophyta; Magnoliopsida; Fabales; Fabaceae
Exons: 1
Coding region: 1-885 (294 amino acids)
Molecular function (GO): nucleic acid binding; RNA-DNA hybrid ribonuclease activity
Source: RefSeq, a predicted model, not a curated record
AUGGGAUGUAUGUUGGGACAACACUGUGAAUCCAGAAAAAGGGAACGAACCAUCUAUUACUUGAGCAAGAAAUCCACAGCAUGCGAGAUGAACUACUCGUUGCUAGAAAGGACAUGUUGUGCCUUGGCAUGGGUAGCUCACCGUUUGAGGCAAUAUAUGUUGAGUUACACUACUUGGUUGGUGUCCAAAAUGGAUCCCGUCAAGUACAUCUUCGAAAAGCCCGCUCUUACUAGGAGAAUAGCUCGGUGGCAGGUUUUGUUGUUAGAAUUCGAUAUCGUCUAUGUCACUCAGAAGGCAAUAAAAGUGAGUGCUUUGGCAGAUUAUCUAGCUCAACAACCCAUAAAUGAUUAUCAGCCUAUGCAUCCAAAAUUCCCUGACGAGGAUAUUAUGGCCCUAUUUGAGGAGGAGGUUGAAGAUGAAGACAGAGAUAAGUGGGUUGUGUGGUUUGAUGGUGCAUCUAAUGCACUAGGUCAUGGAAUUAGGGUAAUGUUGGUUUCGCCAGACAAACAAUGUUUGCCUUUCACGGCUAGGUUGUGUUUCGACUGUACAAACAAUAUGGCGGAGUACGAGGCAUGCACCCUAGGGAUCCAAGCAGUAAUUAACUAUAGGGUUAAGUUGCUCAAAGUAUAUAGAGAUUCGGUGUUGGUAAUUCAUCAGUUGAAAGGUGAAUGGGAGACCAGAGACCACAAGUUGGUUCCUUACCAGGCUUACAUCAAGGGAUUGAUGGAACUCUUUGGUGAUAUAUUAUUCCAUCACAUACCUAUAGAGGAAAACCAGAUGGCCAACGCCCUUUCCACUCUAUCGUCCAUGUUCAAAGUAAGCCCUCACAAAGAUUUCCAUGCAUCGACAUCAAAUGUCGUGUUGAGCCUGCACACUGUUGUUUGA